CACGUCGGCUGUGACAAGGAGGUUGGCUCCCUGAAGCAGGAUGACAAGUGCGGUGUCUGCGGCGGGGACAAUUCCCACUGCCGGACGGUGAAGGGCACGCUGGCCAAGACCCCCAAGCAGCCAGGUGUUUUGAAGAUGUUUGAGAUCCCGGCUGGAGCGAGGCACCUGCAGAUAGAAGAGAUGGAGCCAGCAUCCCACAGCAUCGCCGUGAAGAACCAAGCCACGGGGAACUUCAUCCUGAAUGCCAARGGCAAAGCGGCCAAAAGCCAGGUGUUCAUUGAGAUGGGCUUGGAGUGGGAAUACACCGUGGAGCAGGGCAAGGAGAGCCUGAAAACCAGCGGCCCCCUGCACGAGGCCAUCAGCGUUCUGGUGAGACUGGCUGGCACGUGGGCUGGGGGGCUCGGGGACGGCUGGCACGGACAGGGACGGUGA
Messenger RNA from Malurus melanocephalus (red-backed fairy wren), 432 nucleotides. Its product is annotated as A disintegrin and metalloproteinase with thrombospondin motifs 14-like. NCBI's taxonomy places the organism in Eukaryota, Metazoa, Chordata, Aves, Passeriformes, Maluridae. Gene Ontology annotation, molecular function: metalloendopeptidase activity. The transcript is spliced from 3 exons. Gene Ontology annotation, cellular component: extracellular matrix. The record is from RefSeq and is a predicted model, not a curated record. The annotation marks the transcript as partial. Gene Ontology annotation, biological process: extracellular matrix organization.